CUCUUUCACUGUCUCUCCCUCUGUUUCUCUCUCUCUCUUUUUCUGCUUUCUCGUACCAUUCCUUCCCUUUCUUUGUCUGCUGGAGGAGAAGGCAGGAGAGAAGGGUGCAAAUGUGAGCAAACGAGAGAGCGUGCUUAGAGAGAGAGAGGGAGGUAAGAAAGGACAAGACAGAAUGGACUAGGCACACUCGCCUUUUUGACAAUAGAAGCUCACUUCCUGUCUGUCACUGCCAUUUCGUGAAAAAGCUUGAACUGAAAGCGAAGGAAAGUAUAGUGAUCUCUGUUGAGAUCUGCAGUGGAGGGUUUCUCAGACUCAUCAGCGUGGCUGAAUGUACCACAUAGCAGAGCAGUAUUCUGGACGUAACUCGUGGGACUCCUUCCCCUCUUCUGGGCCGAAUCGAGCACCAUGGGCCCCAGGCAACAACCGGCACUGGGCCCCUCCAUCCAGCGGAGGGAACUAUCAAUCCCCAUCACAAAACUACAUGGCAGGAAGAAGCUACCCAAACAAAGCUUAUAACAACAGACCUCCAGGUUUCAGCAGGGACAGACUCCAUGCUCACCCCAGAGACCGAGGCAAUGGAAAGGAGCAGAGGGUUCCUAGGAGCUGUGGACCAACCCAGAACCAGCACCACAACCCAGAACGCUCUACCCUAAACUACAGCUCAGGGUAUGAAGGACACCUCUCUAGCAGUAACAAUCAUGGCAACCAGCCACACAGGUAUGGGGGUCCGCACCAGCAGCAGCGUUCCACUGGGCGCCCCCCACAGACCCAGGGAGAGAAGUGGACACAUUCAGCUCAAUCCAGGUCUUUCCAAGGGCCCUCUCUCAAACGUCCAGUACCUCCUCACAAUCUCUCACAACCCCUCCGUGAACCGUCCCCUUCACGAGAUGACUGUCCUAGCAAGAGGAGUAGGAGCAUCAACUCACACCAGAAUUUCCACCCUAGAGACAAAUAUUUCAUCAACCGUCCACCUCCAUCUCAUCCACCUCGUCCCUGGAGCCCAGCAUACAAAAGCUCAAUGUCCUGGAGCCUGUCUGAGAAGAGGUCCUCCCCCUCCCGCUUUCAGGAGUCCAGUCAUUCAGUCACAAGAGAUCACACCUAUAGACCAUAUUCCCACUCAUCACCACCCAGCAGUGUCCCAAACCAGGGCCUCCACAACAGGAAACUCACCAAACAAGGGCCCGCCCAUCAUCCGGUCCAUGAUCAUCCAGACUCCCCUCCCCGCGGGGCAAAAGGGGGCUGGGAUUGCCCAUCACCAGCAAACCUCACUGUGCCUUACAGUCAGCAGCACCAGCUCCCUCCACCACAGAGGCACACCGGCCCCUCCAGCAGCCCAGCCACCUCAGUACCUCAACCCAGAUCCAACACAGCACAGCAUGGCUGGAAAACGCAGAACCGCUCUGGAAAACACAGUAACAGCGAGAUGGGCCGUACAACCUAUGAACUGGACUCCCAUCAGUCUGUGGGUGGGGACAGAAAACGAUCAAGCGGAUCCAAACACAUUAGCCGUCAACGAAGUCCUAUCCAACCAUACAACAGUGCUGAGGGUAGAGUCAGAGAUUGUACUGAAUGGAGGAACCCAGAGACUGGGUUAAAGAAACAUGACCAGAAAGACUCAGACUCUCCUUCUGAGCCUACCACUCAAACCUCAGAAAGAGGUCAGAGGGCACAGAGGUCAGAAAUGAAGAAAAGCAGGCACUCUAAACACCAGAAUAAAUUAAAAUCCACCCACAAGAGUGCCCUCAGCAAGCUGGACUCUGAACUCUUGAAACACAUUCAGGCCAAGAAGAGGCACAAGGAGCGUUUGAGGAGGAAGCAGAAAAAGGAGGAAGGAGAACUGACAGAAGACACAAAGGAACGGAUAGAGAAAAAAAUAGAAGAAAGGAAAAAGAAAAAGACGAGGGAAGGAAGAAAAGGCCAUGAUAAGAAAACCAUACAUAAAAGUGGGAGAAAGUUAGGGCAGGUUAAAAAAAGAGCAAAAGAGGAAAGAAAACAAGGAGACAGAAAAAGUGAGACAUCCAUUUCAAAAACAGCAUCUCCUAAUUUGGGAACUUUGUAUCCCAGUGAUUCUGAUCCUCUCUUGGAUGACCUGCUGGCUGAUCCACUUCAUCUCAGUUACAUAGAGGAAGAGAACGAGUUCUCUCAACAUACCUCAGGGUUCAUCCUACCUUGUAAAUCUCCUGUCAACAAUAACCAUUGUUCUCCAUGCCAAUCAACCCUUGAAAUCAAUACUAAAGUCUUGGAGGUUGAUGAAAAGUCAGAUUCUGAGCCUGACCAUGUAGACACUAGCGAUGAUGACAGUGUAGGAACCCAUGAUGUUAGUGGAUCCAAUCCCUCUCUUCUUAAUACACAUGUCUCUGAAGAAGAACCCAUCAGAUGCAAGGAGGUUGUCCCAGGGUUGCAUACUGCUCCAGACCUCCUACCGGCUCACUGCACCUAUAGCGAGGAACUCCUAAGGUUGGACCCACCUACAAGCCCACCUGUUUUAAGCUGGCAGGGUUCUCCUGUUUUAGACUUGGGUGAUGAUGAUGAGGAUGUGAAAGAAGAAGAUAUGAUUGGAGUGUUGAGAAGGCCAGUGCUUCAACCUAGUCCCACACACUCAUCUCCACUUAGAGAAGCAAUUGAAAUCAGCACUGGGGUUGAUUAUUGCCACAGUGACCUGGCCAAGUUGUAUGGACUUCCUGAGUCCUCUAAAGCAAUGGACACUGAGGAGGAGGAUGAAGAAAAGACAGAUGGGGAGCAAAAAGAUGGUAGUCCUGAUGCAUCAGGAAGUUCUGAGACCAACAAACCACAUUUGCACCAAAUGGACACAUUCAAAUCUCCAUCCUCAGCAAUGGCCAGCCAUAGAUAUACUUAUAGGGGUGGGCCAUUUGGUCGGCCACCCCCUAGUGCUUUAGUUGGGGUCAAAUACUCCUCAUCUCUGUCCUUGGGUCCUGAGAUCCACCCACCAGACCAGCAGAGUCCACCUGCCUCAUCCCCAACCACAGAGAUUCCAGAUCAGGUUAUACAUUCGCUGAUCCAGCCCACAGACAAGGACAAAGAAAGUGAAACAGAAGAAGAAAUAAUGAAAACUGGGGCAAAAGAGGACAAAAUAGAAGUAAAAGGAGAGGAAACUAAGGUACAGAAGAUGGAUGAACAAAUGGAGGUAAAAUUAGCCGAACCAACUAAAGACCCAGCCAGCACAUCACUGGAAGAGAAAGAAUCUGUGAUGUCUCCAGCCACUGUUCAAGCUAAACUUGUACACAGCUGUGAACUACUGCUCAAUCAAAACUCCAGCCCAGUGUCAAAGGUCAUGAAAGUCAGUGGAUCCAAGUCUGAUCAGAGAGAAAAUGAAGGAGACAGACAGAAAGAUCAGUUGAAGACUCCAAGAAAAGCGAUUAGGACCAUGAAAGAAGAAGAACCUGAAACUUGUGUUGGUAGAAGCAUUAAAGCAAAACAUCAUAAAAAAGGUGACAGAGGAGAGAAUAAAAAGGACAUAAUGAAAGAUAAGGCUGAGACAAAUUCUUCUUCUUUGUCUUCUGAAGAUGCACAGAAGCAAUUGGUGGAAAUCAGGACCAAACAAGUUGUCCCAGAAAACCAACAAAUUGAAAUCAAAGUUGGAAAAACCGAAUCUCAUAAAAUUAAGAGAGAAAAAGAGACAGAUGUUAAAAAAGAUGCCAUAAAAGAAGACGCUAUUAAGGCUGAUUCAUCCGCUACAGGAUGUACAUCUUGCACAACUAACCUGCAAUCCUCUAGUACUAUGACUCUCUUCACCAGACCACCAAUGCUGGAGCGGGUAAAUCUCCGAAAUCAACACGAGCUCUCUAAAAUUCCCUUAAAAGAACUAAAGAUCUGUUUGGUCAAGAUUGAGAGCAGAGGUCGGCAGACUUUCAGAGCCUCAGAGAUUGAGGAGAAAAGCAUUCCACUUGAUGCCAUCAACAUCAGAAACAAUGCAGCCGAGGUCAUACGAGCUUGCAAAGGGGCAGACAUCAAGAACAAGUUUCGUGAAUCAUACCUGCUCCCGUCGCUUUCAGUGAAACCUGACCUGUCAUGCAGGACCCCAAUUCCCAGAGAUAAACUGAACCCUCCUACACCAAGCAUUUAUCUGGAGAGUAAAAGGGAUGCUUUCUCUCCCGUGCUCCUGCAGUUCUGCACGGACUCUAAAAAUGCAGUUACUGUAAUCAGAGGACUGGCUGGAUCCCUCCGUCUCAAUCUGGGUUUGUUCUCCACAAAAUCUCUGGUGGAAGCCAACUCUGAGCAUGCAGUGGAGGUGAGGACCCAGGUGCAGCAGCCUGCAGAUGAGAACUGGAACCAUUCAGGAUCCGCCCAGACUUGGCCCUGCGAAAGUAGCAGAUCUCACACCACCAUUGCUAAAUACGCACAGUAUCAAGCAUCCAGUUUCCAGGAGAGCCUACAAGAAGAGAAAGACAGUGAAGAUGAAGAUGAGGAAGACAAAUCAAAGGAAAAAAAUGAGGCAAAAUCCAACUCACAAAACAACAUUGGGACAACUUCAACCACAACCAGCUCAAAGCAGAAAGCUGUUGGGAAAAUUAUUAAAUUUGGAACCAACAUUGACUUAUCUGACCCAAAACGGUGGAAGGCGCAGUUGCAGGAGCUGUUGAAGUUGCCUGCGUUCAUGCGUGUGUCCUCCACCGCAAACAUGCUGAGUCAUGUUGGCCACACUAUACUGGGCAUGAACACUGUUCAGCUUUAUAUGAAGGUCCCUGGCAGCCGCACACCAGGACAUCAGGAAAAUAAUAACUUCUGUUCAGUGAAUAUCAAUAUUGGCCCUGGUGACUGUGAAUGGUUUGCUGUCCAUGAACACUACUGGAAAGCCAUCAGUGACUUCUGUGAAAAGCAUGGCGUGGACUAUCUGACAGGGUCAUGGUGGCCGGUUCUGGAGGACCUUUACCGUUCCAACAUCCCUGUGUACCGCUUCAUUCAGAGGCCAGGUGACCUGGUGUGGAUCAACGCUGGCACUGUGCACUGGGUCCAGGCUGUGGGCUGGUGCAACAACAUCGCCUGGAAUGUGGGCCCUUUAAAUGCCUAUCAAUACCAGCUAGCUCUUGAGCGCUUUGAAUGGAACGAGGUCAAGAAGGUCAAAUCAAUCGUCCCUAUGAUUCACGUGUCCUGGAACGUUGCCCGCACAAUCAAAAUCACAGACCCAAACACAUUCAAGAUGAUCAAACAUUGUCUCAUGCAGUCCAUCAAACACAUUCAGAUCUUGAGGGACCAGCUGGUGUCUGCAGGGAAGAAGAUCUCCUAUCAGAGUAGGGUGAAGGAUGAACCGGCGUAUUACUGCAAUGAGUGUGAUUUGGAGGUGUUUGACCUGCUGUUUGUGACUAGUGAGAACAGCAGUAGGAAAACAUAUGUGGUUCACUGUGAGGACUGCGCUCGGGAACGAAGCCCCGGUCUGAACGGGGUGGUGGUGCUGGAGCAGUACCGCAUCGAUGAGCUGAUGAACAUGUAUGAUAACUUUACCCUGUCUGCAGUUCCAUGCUGUAGGUGAGCUUGAUGUCUGAAAUUACACAGCCAUAACCAAAUCUCCCACCCUCCUGCCCCAAAGCAGCGGCACAAACCUUCUGUUCUCCUUUAUUUUAUUUUCAUUUCCUACCAAAACCACUACUGCAGACUUACGGAACAGCAGAUCAAACCGCUGUUUACUUCACAUUGUUUACAAUCCUAUCAGCAGAUGUCGUCUUCCCUCAGCCAGAAACUGACGGGACAUCUGAGUCUAGAAAGACUAGAGUGGUGCUACAUCAUUGGACUCGAACAAUAAUCUUGUAACUUGGCUAUCAGGUCACUCAUCCACAACGGAUAACUGCUGUGAUUUUCCUUUUUAAAAUGAAAAAAAUGGAGAAAAAAAAAACAAUUGUCAACUUGCCGAACACGUGCAUUAAUUCAGGUACUGAUGUAGUUUACUUUUUUAUGCAAACGGAAGACGAUUUCACCAGUCCAGUUAUACUCUAUGUCUCUGGUUUAUCUGAGUGGUGCUUUGAUACAACGUAUAUAAAAACAGCAGGGGAUUCAUUUCUCUUGGCGCUGAUGACCAUUGCAGUGGCAUUACAUUUAUUCUUAGUUUGUUUCGUUUUGUUUUAGGUUUGUUUAGUUGUUUUUCCCAUUUCAGGCGUGUCAUAUUUACUACAAGUCUGAUCUUUGUAAAUGGUAUUUGCAUAUUUGACCGGGUGCUAUUUUUUUAAUUUCUCGAAGGUUUUCAGAAAGAAAAAAAACAAUAAAAAAAGCUUUUUUAACAACAGUCUAGACUAACACCGUUUGGGCCUUGUGAUACGCAUUUAGACAAAAGAUGAUUUCAUGGUAUUUGAUUAAGUCAGUAAUGACUUUCUUAGAGCAUUAAAGUUUCACGUGAGGUACAGUAUAUGUAACAAUGAUUCCAAACGAUACGGGUUUAAUCGAAACUUAUUUGAUUGCAUUUGUCUGGAAAACCUUGUGUGUGUUGUGAAACUUUUUUGUAUAACUCAAACAAAAAAAAGCAUUCCUGCGAACUUGUGGUUUUUGAUGCAUUUCUUAAUCCGAGUGGCCCGUUCACACCAGGAUUGAUAACAACAUUCUAACAAUAUUAGCUGCCGAGUUGGUGCAACCUUUGAAAACGUGUUUCAGAGUAUUUAAAAACUAUACUGUCUCUGUGUUAACUACAAAAAUGUGAUUUCAUAGAAAUGGUGCCAUCUUGCACAUGUGUAUUAUGUGUCUAAUCUAUAAGCACACGGGAGAAACAGCUUUGAAUCCACUUGACCAACUGCCUUGCAAAACAUUUCACUGUUACAAAGUGUUUGCAACAUCACAAUCAAAACUGUGUGAAUGCAACAAAAACCCAGGCUAAACAUCCGUUUUAAACAGCUUUUACAAAUAAAGAUCAAAUGUUUUGCUGAAGGUAUAAUCUAUCAAAUGUAAUAGCUAAUCAAAUAUAUUUAAAUAUUAAGUGUCUGCAUAAUAUUGCCGUUGCUCGUUUCUCUUGUUCCAUUGUGGGCUCCGCUAGGCUAAUAAGAGACUUUUAACAACUAAAAUUUCUUUCAAUUAUACAAACAUUAAAAUCAGAAAAAAAAAUGAACGCUUGUUCAGUGAUUCACCACUAGAGGGAGAUCUUUGUUAACCAAAUCAUGCGGAUUUGUCCCCAUUGGAGAAACUUUAAACUGACACAUUUUUAAAAAAUAUUAUGAUGAAACCUCAUUCGAUAUGUGCUCUGAGGCACUGAUUUAAACAAUAGAUUUGUAAAGGUUUAAAGCUUCAUGAAGACGUGUAGUGUUUCAAGAUAGCAAAAUGGCAUCUACUAAUCUGCGUGUGUAAUACAGCAUUUCGAGUCAUUUUUGUAGAUCUGUGUGAAUGAGUAGACAAUGUUGCUGGAUGUACACAACUUUCCAAUAAAGGAAACUAAGCAAUAUUUGUAAAACACUUUUCGCCACAAUGUCGGACAAAGUCUAAAAACAGCAGUAAGGGACGUGUCUAGUAACUGUUCUGUAUAUCGAAAAGGGGUGUGUCUAGUAAAUUUUUUAACUAUCUUGAUGGAGCAUGUCUAUUAGCUGUUUUAGCUAUCAUAAAGGGGCGUGUCUAUUAUCUGUUUUAACUAUCAAAAAGGGGCGAGGCAAAAAAAUGUAACUACACAUUGUCAAGACACAAUGUGAUUGGUUGGCUUGGUAGCGGUGAUAAGUGUGGAUGGUGAUAAGUGCAGUGAGCCCGAUUAAGCAAGUGUUAAGUCCUAUAAAGAGGCUCCAGUUAGAAACUUUUGUUUUGUUUACCUUGUGAUUAAAGUUGUUGUAUGUCCGCCGGUUCCCGCCUCUAAAUGAGCAAGUUUUAGCUACUUGUACAUUAGGGUAGCAUUCAGAAAAAACUAAUUACCCAUGAACAAACUUGACACAGAGGAAAAUAAAAAUUUCGCUGUCAGCUAGCGUUUCGGAGGUUUUAUUGCAGAGCAACACAAACAGCACAUAGAAAGAAAAAUGCACCACUACGCGCAGGACAUGCACCAUGGGUCAUGGUGAUCACUCGACGCAAAAGUAUAAAUCAGCCUUUACAGGCAUGUUUGUUUUGGGAAAAUUCGCUUAGUGUAACUAAGUCAGUCUAACGUGAACAUUUUAAUACAUCACUGUGGUGUAAACGUACCCUUAUUACUCUUUUUAAAGCAGGAUAGAUUCUGAUUUGUAUCAUUGGAUGUCAUUUUUUUAUUCUUCUGUUAACCAUAAAUGAUUUAUUGUGAAAUGUUGCAAACCGGUAGUCAUUGAUUUCCAUACUGUUUUUUUUUCCAAAGUAAAGUUUUCCAUUGUACCAUUCUUCAAAGUAUCUCCUUUUGUGAUCAAAAAGGUUUGGAAUAAAAUUUAAUUAUAUGGUGAACUAUCCCUUUAAACAAUAUUUGUAUCAUGAUUAUAGUAAAACUCUGUUCAUUAAUAUUCUUAAAAAGUAGCAUUAUCACCCUUGGUGUAAACGGGCCUUUUAUCCUAUUAUUUGAAUUACAAUAUCAUAACUGAAUACUUCUGUUUUGCGUAUUUUGUUCUUUAUUUAUUUACCUUUCUUUUCCUUUUGUAUUUAUUGAUUGUCCGUGAUGCUUCUCUUUUCCGAGACAUGCGUAUUUUGUAAAUCUUUCUGUUGUGCUGAUGUGGUGAGGCUUUUAGGGGGAACGUCUGAUUCAACAAUGGUGCUGAUCCCCCUCCCUCCCGGGUCUUUCUCUAUCUCUAUCUCUCUCUUUCUGUCUGUAUAAACUCUGUAGGUUUGAAAACAUGAAUUUAAUCUCACAAGUUGGUGCUUAGAACAGAGUCAGUACACUUUUAUGAACUGAAUGUCUUUGUACUGUAUAUUUAACACAUGAAAAAUUGUUUGCUUUACAUAUGAGGUACAGGAUAUUGUGACACAUGUACGAUUUCUGUCAUCCUAGCUGUUAUGAUUAUUACAGUCUUUCUGAUUUAUGAUCAUUAUUGACGAAUUUCAGAUUAUUGAGGAGAUGCGUUUCAGCGAUACCUCUCGGAGUGUGUUUUCAGGUUCAUUGCCAUUUUUUCUGUUUGUUUUACUGUAUUAAAAGAAAAGAAAAUUAAAAAAGAAAAAGAUUAAGGAACUGAGCCAGACUUGUCUAAAACAUUUUGUGAUUUUUGUGUGUUAUUCCUGAUAUAAUAAUAACUAUAAAAAAAGAAUAAAACCUUCUGAUAAAUUCA
Molecule: messenger RNA, 9134 nt
Organism: Danio rerio (zebrafish)
Lineage: Eukaryota; Metazoa; Chordata; Actinopteri; Cypriniformes; Danionidae
Source: RefSeq, a predicted model, not a curated record